GUUGAUGUUUAUGGGGAUACAAGUUUCUGCUUCUUGUAUAUCUGAUCUGUAUCUACUGGGUGCUGUGUGGACACAUCAGCUUAGAUCAGCUCUUUGAUUCUGCCUGCAAUUCCAGGACACUAAGCACCCAGAAGUGGGAGAGCAUUGGAAAGUGUGGUCGCUCUCCUGCCUAGGCUCCGUUUCUGACCACGUUAUACUUCCCAGCUACACAUACUGCUGUACAGUUAUGGGAAAGCGGUGAAAGGAACUGUGUGGGUGACUUUGUGCCAGAAAGCAAAGGGCUGUACUCAAGAUGUCAGCAAAGAUAUCUGUAGAGAAUACAGCGGUCUGACAGCAAGAAAGGGUUGCUUCACAUCUUCAGUAAGCACAACAGUAUUUAAUCUGUCUCCCAGUGAGGAAGACAGCAAAAUCUAUGCAGAAGCUUCUCUCCUGGAGGAAGGCACAGGUACCCAGAAGCUUACAAUCGUCUGAAGCAGAGAUUGUAAAAGGAUGAGAGGGUCCUUUCCUGGAGAUUAAGCAUCAGAGGAGGCAUACAUCCUCCUGUACUGCGAUGUGCUGGGGCCACUAGAAGACUGAAAGGGUGCACAUGCUUGAGGAUCUUGGUCUGUCCAGCAGCAGGCAGGAGUCCAAAUCAACACGUCCAGCCAAAUUGCCAUUUCCAGGACAGCUGCAAGUGUUGUGUUUGAGACACCAAAUGCUUACUAUAUCCCUGGAGUACCCUUCAAGGGGAAGAUUAAGCUUCAGGACCACUAUGGAAAUAGUAUGAAAAACAGAAAAGUUAAUCUCAUUAUAAAGUUCAUGAAGCGCCAGCUUAUUAAAACUUACAUCACAGACAGCAGUGGAAGAGCAUCAUUCAACCUGGACACAACUGCCUGGAACACCUCCUCAGUCUCCUUGGAGGGAAGAUUCACACUGGAGAAUGUCACGCAAAAACCUUGGAAAACUAGUAUCAAUUAUAUAAAUGCCUACCAUCACCUGCAGCCCUUCCAUGUCACAACCAAGAGCUUCCUGAAAAUACACCCACUCACAGGGAAACUGCCCUGUGGGCUGAAGCAGAGCGUCCAGGUGACCUUCACACUCAGUAGGGCUGAUGUGGGAGAAGACACCAACCGCGUUGAUUUUGCAUAUUACGUCACUGGAAAGGCUGGCAUUGUCAACAGAGGUUGGAGAAGUGUUCAGGUUGGAAAGCUGAACAUGCUGAAAGGCUCUUUCUCUAUCCUGCUGACCUUCACUGCUGACUUCACCCCUUCACCUUGCUUAGUGGUGUAUACUAUCUUCCCUAAUGGAGGAGUGACAGCUGAUAGCAUCCGUUUUGAUGUUGCCUUGUGCUUUCAAAACCAGGUCAAGGUAGAUUUCCCAACUAAAGAAAGCCACACAGGGUCAAUAGUGCAGCUCCAACUUGAGGCAGCCCCUGGCUCCAUGUGUGCAGUACAGGCAGUGGAUGAAAACAUGCUCCUCAUGAGACCGGAGAAUGAGCUGACAAGCCAAAAGGUAUAUGGCUUGUUCCCUGCUAUCUACAGACAUGGAUACCCUGCCCAAGUUGAAGAGCAUUCAGAUCACUGUUUUCAGCCCCAGCUCAUGUCAUCUUGGCGCCAAGGAAAACCGCAGCAUCCCUUUCAGCCUGAUAUUUUCAACCUCUUCUGGGACAUGGGUCUGAAAGUCUUCUCAAACCUUGCAAUCAAGAAGCCAACUCAGUGCACUCAGCAGGCAGAGAGGAAGCCAAUCAUGGGGGUACCUUCUAUGGAAGAUCAAAGAAUUACUAAGGAACAACCCCAGUUUACAACCCAAGGAAGAUUUCAGAACUCUUUGCCUGAAACUUGGAUCUGGGAUCUCUUCUUCGUUGGUUCCAAUGGCAGCAGGAGCAUUCCAGUCAUGACGCCUGAUGCUGUCACGAAGUGGAAAGUCAAGAUGUUCUGCUUGUCUGGGAGGACGUUUGGCCUUGCUCCAACCACGAGUCUCAGAACAGUCCAGCCUGUCUUUGUGGAUGUGACACUGCCAUAUUCUGUGAUCCGAGGAGAGACUUUCAUGCUGAAGGCUACUGUCUUCAACUACCUACAGCAAUGCCUACAGAUACAUGUGGCCCUAGAUAAAUUGCUGGACUUCCAGGUGGAGGACUGCCAGACCUGCAGGAACAGAGAGUGCCUGUGUGUGGAAGAGUCCAAGACCUUCACGUGGAAUGUGACAGCAAUCCAGCUGGGGACUCUGAAUAUCACAAUCAGGACUGAAGUACUGGACACAACACCACGCUGUGGGGGAAGGAAGCCCUUGCCAGCUACCAUGAGACGGAGGCAUGCUCUGAUCAAACAGUUGCUGGUUCGGCCAGAAGGUGUGCUAGUGGAGAAGUCUUACAGCUCCCUUUUGUGCCCAAGAGGAGGAAACGUGGCUGAAGAACCUAUACUGAUUCACCUCCCUGAUAAUGUAGUGAAGGGAUCUGCCAGUGCAUCAGUUUCCAUCUCAAGUGACCUCAUGGGACUGCCACUACAGAACCUGGACCGCCUGGUGCAGAUGCCCCAUGGAUGUGGGGAGCAGAAUAUGGUUCUGUUUACUCCCAUUGUCUAUGUGCUGCAGUACCUGGAGAAGACAAGGCAGCUGACCCCUGUGAUCAAAGAGAGAGCAACCGGCUUCUUGCACAAAGGCUACCAGACACAGCUUCUUUAUAGGCAUAGAGAUGGGUCCUACAGUGUCUUUGGGCAGCAGGAUGGGGAAGGGAACACUUGGCUGACAGCUUUUGUAGCCAAGAGUUUUGGCCAAGCCAAGAAAUAUAUCUAUAUAGAUGACAAGAAUAUCCAGGAUGCCCUGCGCUGGCUGGAGCAAAACCAGCUCCCCAGUGGCUGCUUUGCCACCAAAGGAAAUCUCUUUCAUUCCUCUCUGAAGGGCAGCUUGGAUGAUGAAAUCUCUUUGGGAGCAUAUGUUGCUGCAGCACUGCUGGAGCUGGGUCAGCCACUGAAGGGCAAGUUGAUGCAGACUAUCUUACACUGCCUACAGCAUGCAGUUCACAACAUCACCAACACAUACACAGAAGCUGUGCUGGCCUAUGCUUUUGCCCUGGCUGGAGACUACGAGAUAACCCAGGAGCUGCUGUACAAGUUGGAGGAACAGGCCAUCAAGUCAGGAGGACAAAUACACUGGAGUCCCAAAACAAGCUCCCCAGCUUCCACCGACUUCUGGCAUAGUACCCAGUCAGUGGACAUAGAAUUGACAGCUUAUGUACUCCUGGCAUACCUCUCCAGGCCACAACUGAAUGCAAGGGAUAUGAAAACUGCAGCUGGUAUUGUGGUGUGGCUGACCCAGCAGCAGAAUGCCUAUGGAGGCUUUGCCUCCACUCAGGACACAGUUGUUGCUCUGCAAGCCUUAGCAAAAUAUGCAGCAAGGAUGUUCAGCACAUCAGGCCAAGCACUUGUGAAGGUGAAGUCACAGAGAGAUUUUGGAAAGACAUUCCAAGUCACUCGCCAGAAACGUCUCCUCGUGCAGCAUGCAGAACUGACAGAGAUCCCAGGGCAGUUCUUGGUGCAGGUCCAAGGCAGAAGCUGUGUGUUUGCUCAGACAGUGCUCAGGUACUAUGAGCCAACUCCACAAACCUCCAUAACCUUCAGUCUGCAUGUCAACACAGAGCUGGCCAACUGUAGCCAGGACAAUAUGCAUGUUCUCACCGUCCACGUUCUUGCCAGCUACACUGGCAGCAGAGGCACAUCCAACAUGGUGAUCAUGGAAGUCUCCUUGUUGUCUGGAUUUGUCCUAGCUCCAGGAUCCAGGAUGUUGCUGGAGCGCAAAACCAUCAUUAAGAAAGUAGAAGUGAAAGCUGAUGUCAUCUACAUUUAUCUGGACAAGCUUAGUGAUGAGUCUCAGACUUUAAUUCUGCAACUGGAACAAAUAAUUAAGAUGAAGAAUCUGAAACCAACCAUCAUCAAAAUCUAUGAUUACUACCAGCCAGAGGAGCAAGCCUUGGCUAUGUACAGUGCUGUCUGUAGCUGAGUAGCUGUUAACAGGAGUGACGAGAGGAGUGAUGGUCACAGCGACUGCAGAGAUUGUCUGUUCCCGUGGAGACAACAAAGGACAAGAAGUCUAUUUUCCUGAAAUAUUAAAACUGACCAAUAGGAAAUCUGUGGUUUUUUCUGUGUGCCUUGUGACCAAAUAGGACUGCCAAGUCAUCAAAGACAGGGAUCUCUCUGACUGUCCUCUGAGCAUGUUUCAGCUACCUGCACAAAGUCUAGAGCAGAAUCCAAGUCUAGAGCACACCAAGAUGUGUGGGGCUUGUGACAGGCAUCCCAAAGCAGGGCUGUGUGUCUCCCACAAGGUGACUUAUGAUGCAGGUGUUUUUCUCCAUUUUCUGGGCUGGACUGCAGACAAAGACAUGGGGAGAUGUGGCAAGACUUAGAAAAGAAUUAAACACUCAGUUUAAGCACUGGCUUUACCCAGACUGGAAACAGGACAGAUAUACAGGAACUGCUGAGUCAUGGCCUGAAUCACUGAUUGAGCACCUGGAGAGAAGACCUGAUCAGCCCUGGAAGCACAGGUGAAGGCCUGUGCUUUGGUCACCUGUGUGACCAAAUAGGCUGGAGCCUGGCUCUACCCCUCUUAGAUCUCAUUUUAAGAGCUGACUGCCACUAGGGAAGGCUCCCUCCUUUGUGGAGUUUUCCUGUAAGCCUGUAUCUUCAAAUAUGGGUGAGGAACUCUUUUUUUUUUUUUUGUAACACCUUCUUGUUGUGCGUAUCUGAGGGUGGUCCUGCUGCCUUUACAACAGGUGAUUGAUUCCAGUCAUGGCUUGGAAGCCAGUUCAAGGCUGCAAAAAGUGUGACACUGAAAAGUCCAGCCCUGCAGUAAAGCUGGAGACAGCAUGUACAGAGCAACAGGAAGUUUACAUAAUUGGAAGAAAAGUGACAGGAAUAAGAACUGUGUAGACUUGAGGGAAAAUAGAUUCAAUACAAAAUGCCAGGACUAGUGGUAGGACUCAGGACAGUCAGCCCAUUUUCUGCUAUGCAUUUCAACUCUGUCAUGA
Messenger RNA from Lagopus muta (rock ptarmigan), 4996 nucleotides. Its product is annotated as alpha-2-macroglobulin-like protein 1. The record is from RefSeq and is a predicted model, not a curated record. The coding region runs from base 763 to 3972 and encodes 1069 amino acids. Gene Ontology annotation, cellular component: extracellular region. NCBI's taxonomy places the organism in Eukaryota, Metazoa, Chordata, Aves, Galliformes, Phasianidae. The transcript is spliced from 30 exons. Gene Ontology annotation, molecular function: endopeptidase inhibitor activity.